AGGGCUGCUGCUCUUUCUGAAGGUGUCCAGGAAGACGCCUGUCCCUCUGCUCGGGGCUCCUGGGGCAAGAACCCCAGAAGGGCAGCAAGUGACCUCAACUCUUCGGCCUCGUCCGCCUUCACCGCCACUGGUACCUGCUCGUUCAUCUCUGUGGACUCAGCAGCAGGGGGUCAGGUGCGGCGAAGGCAGGGAGCAGGCUGAUGUCCCAAGGGCCAUCCACCGAGUUGCUGGAGUUCGCCUCUGGCUGGAUGGGGUGACUGAGGGCCGCGGGAAGUCAGAGAGACUCCUGCAAAGACCCUGCCGGCUGCCCCCUGGAGCUUGCGGAGUGCUGUUUAGCUCCUCUGGCUGGAAACUACGUUCCCACUCCAGCUCAGGGCUCUCCGAGGCGGCGGGUCAGCAGCUCUGGUCCCGCCACCAGGAGCCGGCUUCUGGCUUGGCCCAGGCCUCCAGACAGUGGUUCCCACUCCCGCUGGUGGAAGGGAACCACAGUGGAUGGUCCCAACACGGAUGGCCCCCUUGGCAAGCUGGCACAAUGGUGCCCGAGUGGGAGAUGGAGAGGACCCCCGAGGUGUCUGGCACCCGGGACCUGAGAGCCCACAGAGGGCACCAGAGCGGCACUGGGGCUGGUCGUGGGUGAUGCAGCGGCCCCUCCCGGGACGGCGAGCCUGACUGUCCCGUGGGCGGUCCAUGGUUGCACCACCAGCCGCCUGCGGCCGCCGGAAGGAAAAGAGAUGGUAGGGCUAGGCUCUGAGUGGGUGCCACGUCCAGGAAGGAGGAAGUCCCCCACAGCCCUGCCUGGCACGCAGGCACAGGCGGGCGAGUCACUGCCUCAGGCUCGUGGCCUCAGCCUGGGGAGGCCCAGGCAGUGGGUAGGAGGCGGUGGCCCAGCAGCCCCACACUUUCGGGAUAGGGAGUGCAGAGCUCAGAGCAGGGCCACGGUGCAGGGCGUGCGGUGUUCUCAGAUGCCACCCGUCCCUAGAGCCCUCCACGUCUUCCCCUACCAUCAUCAGAGCAACUCGGGGACAGAGAGAGCCCGGGUGCCAGGGGAGUGGCAGCAGGGCCCAGGUCUCGGCACCAGCACAGAGCAGGGAGGGCCGGGGCGGGUGAGGCCAGGGCCCGGCGUGCGGCUGUCCCUCCCAGCAGCUCUCCCACUGACCGCAGCCGUGACCAUCACCAUGUCAGACUAUGAGAAUGAGGACCAGUGCUGGGGCGCUCUGGAGAGCUUCCGCGUGAAGCUCAUCUCCAUCAUCGACCCCUCGCGCAUCACGCCCUACCUGCGCCAGUGCAAGGUGCUGAGCCCUGACGACGAGGAGCAGGUGCUCAGUGACCCCAACCUGGUCAUCCGCAAGCGGAAAGUGGGCGUGCUCCUGGACAUCCUGCAGCGGACUGGCCACAAGGGCUACGUGGCCUUCCUCGAGAGCCUGGAGCUCUACUACCCGCAGCUCUACAAGAAGGUCACGGGCAAGGAGCCUACCCGAGUCUUCUCCAUGAUCAUCGACGCAUCGGGGGAGUCGGGCCUGACGCAGCUGCUGAUGAGCGAGGUGCUGAAGCUGCAGAGGAGGGCACAGGAGCUGACGCAGCGGCUGGGCGCCCGGGACGAGCUGGCGGCCGAGCUGCGGCUGAAGGAUGGGCUGCUCCGCAAGCACCAGGAGCGCGCGCAGCGGCUCCGGGAGGAGUGCGAGGCCGGCGCCCGCGAGCUCCGGCGCUGCAAGGAGGAGAACUAUGACCUGGCUCUGCGCCUGGCCCGCCGGAGCGAGGAGAAGGGCGCUGCGCUCACCCACAGCCGUGACCUGCAGCUCGAGGUGGAGCGGCUCAGGCACUGCCUCAUGCGGGCGGAGGACGACUGCCGGGUGGAGCGCAGGAACACGCUGAAGCUGCGGCACGCCGUGGAGCAGCGGCCCAGCCAGGAGCUGGUGUGGGAGCUGCAGCAGGAGAAAACGCUGCUGCGGGCGCGCGUGCAGGAGCUGGAGGCCACCGUGCAGCCCCAGGGAGGGGAGCUGGACAAGAGCAGCCCCUACGUCCAGGUGCUGGAGGGGGACUGGCGGCAAGCGCUGCGGGACCACCAAGAGCAGGCCGACACCAUCCUGUCUCUGCGCAAGGCCCUGCAGCAGGGCGAGGCCCUGCACGCCCGGUGCGUGGAGGAGAAGGAGAUGUUGGAGCUGCAGUGCCUGGCCCUUCGGAAGGACUCCGAGAUGUACAAGGACCGCAUCGAGGCCGUGCUGCUGCAGAUGGAGGAGGUGGCCAGUGAGAGGGACCAGGCCAUCGCCACGCGGGAGGAGCUGCACGCACAGCACUCGAGGAGCCUGCAGGAGAAGGACGCACUGCGGAAGCAGGUCCGGGAGCUGGCCGAGAAGGCGGACGACCUGCAGCUCCAGCUGUUCCAGCGUGAGGGCCAGCUGUUGGCCGCGGAGGGCAGGCUCAGGCGGCAGCAGCUGGACGCGCUCGUCCUGAGCUCUGACCUGGAGGACAGCUCACCCAGGAACUCCCAGGAGCUCUCGCUCCCCCUGGACCUGGAGGCUGUCCAGCUCUCAGACAAAGGUGGCCCGGCCGAAGGGGACAACCCACAGCAGCCCUUUGCGGCUCUGCAGGAGGAGCAGCUUUCCCUGACCCCCAAUGACGCGAGCCCGAGCGGCGGGGAGCCCCCCGAGAAGGAGCGGCGGCGCCUCAAGGAGAGCUUCGAGAACUACCGCAGGAAGCGCGCGCUCCGGAAGAUGCAGCCCGGCGCGCGGCCGGCGGAGGCGGACUGGGAGAACACCACGGGCAGCGACAACACCGACACCGAGGGCUCCUAGCCAGCCCCGCGCGCGGGGACCACGCCGGGCCGGGGGGCGUGCUCUGGGCGGGCAGCACUGUCAGAUGCAGUUCUGUGAAUAAACGGCCGGGGUCCCGUA
Molecule: messenger RNA, 2891 nt
Organism: Lutra lutra (Eurasian river otter)
Lineage: Eukaryota; Metazoa; Chordata; Mammalia; Carnivora; Mustelidae
Gene: CARD9
Product: caspase recruitment domain family member 9
Exons: 12
Coding region: 732-2792 (686 amino acids)
Biological process (GO): positive regulation of canonical NF-kappaB signal transduction; regulation of apoptotic process
Source: RefSeq, a predicted model, not a curated record